Molecule: messenger RNA, 3203 nt
Organism: Verruconis gallopava
Lineage: Eukaryota; Fungi; Ascomycota; Dothideomycetes; Venturiales; Sympoventuriaceae
Exons: 2
Coding region: 365-2974 (869 amino acids)
Cellular component (GO): cytoplasm; microtubule; membrane
Molecular function (GO): GTP binding; microtubule binding; GTPase activity
Source: RefSeq, a predicted model, not a curated record
GAUGGAUCUCUCCGCGCCCGCGCCGACAGUAACGCGCCAGCAAAAUAGGCAGCAACUUUAAGCGCUUCUAUCCUUUUCAUGGCCUCGUCCUGCGAAUGCUGCAUACUCGCUUUCGCACUUCGCAGUGGCACUGUCUAGAUUUCUUGGCAAAUGUCCACGCAAGCUCUGCAAGGCUGUCACAUUUCUGCCUUCAUAUAGUAUUACCUCGCCACCAAUUCGUGUUUCCUCCAACUUUUAUUUUUCUGCCAGCCUAUUCCUGCUGCAAGAAGCACUCUGAGCCUGCUGCUGAACGAGGGGCAUUCAAGCAUUUCUCUCACCUGUCCUUUCAAACCAAUCGCCUGUCAGGCCAUAUUACCACAGCUGUAUGACUUUGAUGGCGCAUAGUUCGACUAGGAGCGCGGAUUCCGGAUUCAGUUCAGGAUUCAUGCCUACACCAAACGCUUCGCCCAAGCAGGGUCUCUCUUAUCUUGUCGACAAUAUUGACUUCGGUGACGAGCAGCGGAGCUUGCUUGAUGAGCUCGAUAAACUUCGAGAACAUGGCGUCGACAAAUACGUCGAGCUGCCCCAAAUUGUGGUGGUGGGUGAUCAAUCCAGUGGCAAGUCGUCAGUACUGGAAGCCAUCAGUGAGCUGCCAUUUCCGCGGUCGUCAAUUCGGUGUACUCGAUUCGCAACUCAGAUCAAACUUAGACACUCGCCAGAAGUGAGUCUAAAGGUUGGAAUCAUACCAGACCCAAAGCGGACUCCACAAGAGCGACAGAGGUUAGCUCAAUUUCAGUCGGAAUUUCCGCCGAAUACACCGUUUGAAGAGAUCAUGGAUUUGGCCACGCGCUAUAUCGUUCCGGAUAACAAAGCUAGCUUUUGUUCCAAGGACAUAUUUAGCAUUGAGAUGAGCGGACCGUCGAAGCCUCAUCUUACAAUCGUCGAUUUGCCAGGUUUGAUUCAAGCGGCAAAUAAUCAUCAGAGUCAAGCCGAUGUGGACGCCAUCAAGGAACUGGCUUAUGAAUACAUGAAGAAUCAGCGAACCAUCAUUCUAGCUAUCGUAUCUGCAGCCAGUGAUCUAGAACUACAGCCAGUACUUGCUCGAGAGGCUCGACAGUUCGAUCCAGCCGGUGCUCGCACCCUGGGCAUCAUUACGAAGCCAGACAAGACCGAAACUCCCGAACGAGAGGCACAAUUCUUAGAGCUUGCGCGGAAUGAGAAUAUCAAGUUCAAGCUUGGGUGGCAUGUGCUACGUAAUCGCGCACCGAACGAGAUGAAUGCAACCAGUGAAGAACGCAAGAAUACUGAGAAGAAAUUCUUUGCAACAACAGCGUGGAGCCAGCUAGGCCCCGAGAAGUUGGGCAUUGAGACACUGCGAACAAGGCUCAGUAAAGAAUUAAUCAAGCAUAUAAUUCAUGAAAUGCCUAUGGUGCAGCAAGAGAUUCGCAGCAAACUUGAAGAGGUUCGGCGACAACUCGAUCAGCUCGGUGAGCGAGGGACGACACCAGACGAGAUGAGGGACGAACUUAGAGAUUUGAUGGAGAAAUCCCAGGCACUUACGAGAUCUGCUAUGGAAGGCCAGUAUGUUGAUCUUUAUGGACCAGCCUUCUUCCACCCCACCCCACAGAGUCCGAUGGAAGCGAUCAGAAAAUUACGGGCUCGACUUGUCAUCCAGAACGAAGGAUUCGCUGCGGAAAUGUCGGCGUUGGGACAUUUAGUUGAGCUCAGCGAUGAGCCAGCGGGGUCACCUGGUGGCCCAGGAUUUCAAGAAUCCCAUCAUCCCCAUCGCAUGACUCGAGCAGAGUUCAUUCGACGACAUGUCGAACCCUUGCUUGAGGCUAGUCCUGGUCUUGAACUACGAAUGGACAAGAACCCACUUCUCGUUUAUACCCUGUUCCGUAACUACUCCCAGAACUGGCCAGACAUCGCAACUAGACACAUUGAGGAGGUACAAGCUAUCUGUAAUGAUUUCUUACAGGAAAUCAUAGACUUCGCAUGGCCGGUUGAUAUGCGUCCGAGAGCAUGGCAAUACUUCGUCGAAGAAAAAAUGGAAGAGAGGUUAGCGGAAGCGCAUAAGGAGGCAGGCAAGUUGUUUAAAGACCGCACACGAGCCGCGAAGCCAUAUGAUCCUGAGCAUACUAAGAAGGUUAUGGACUGGUUGGCAAAAAAACAGCAAUCUGCAGCAACUUCAAGCAUCCUCUCUGAUUUUGCGCCUGAUGUUUUCCUGCAAAAAAUGCUUGUGUAUUAUGAGCUGACCUGCAAGACCUUUGUGUCGAACAUUAUUGUCCAAGUUGUCGAACGACAUCUUGUAGAUGAACUUGACCGCAUCUUUAAUGUGAUGCGCUUGCAAGAAUUCGAUGACUCAAUCAUAACGGAAAUUGCUGCAGAGGAUCCAAGCGUCCGUCAGCUUCGUGCCGAACUUAAGAAUAGACGUCGCACUCUAGAAGCAGGUGAACGAAUUUGCAGAAAGUAUACAGCUCGGAGAGACAUAUCAUUAGACUUGGCGCCUACAGCAGAGGUUAAGUCGAAGAGCUCGACUCGCCCAUACAAUCCAAACGGCAAUAUCGCGCCAGCCCCGAGACAGAUUCGGAAGCCAAUCACCUCCAAUGAAGCUCCUUUAGUUCAUACAUCCACAGAAGAGAUUUAUCACCAGCCUACAUAUAUGCGCGAAGCUGCCCCACCAUCACUCAACCGAGCUGCCUCACGCGCAACUGCAAGCACCGUUGACACACAAGCAUCCGCGAAUAUCAGCAAUCCAGGCGAUUCGCACAUGGCGGCCGGGUACCACCGCGGCAAUAACAGGGAAAGCUAUGUCCCAAGCGAGUAUCGCAAUGAUUCUGCAAACGGAUAUUAUGAUUCCGCUCCUAACAUUCCGCCACGACCGGCUCCUUCAAUUCCUCCAAAGCAGCCACAGGACAACGUGUUAAUGUCUGAAGGACCUGAUAGUGCGAAACGUGGUCAAGGAAUGAGAAAUAUCUUCACUAGCAGAAAAUAACCUCUUCAAUUUUGGCUUUGAUUAUGAUUUGUAUUCUUGAUGCAGGGAGAUAUUUAGAUGGAUUUCAACACAUGAUAUGUGGUAUGACCAGAUGGAAUGAUUCAAUAGCAACUUUAUUAUCAUGUGAAUUUACACCUCAAGUUCCUAAUUUUGUAAAUGGGAGACUAUACCUUUUCAAAGUUCUGGUAUGAAAAUGAGUUACAAAAAUUUGAUAUGCACUGUUCCGUAA